AUGGCCAUUUCAAUCUCGCCCGUCCAGCCCGGGGACGUAGAUUUUCUUACACGAAAAGUUGAAUACCCUGCGCAUCUAGAUGGCCCCCUUUACCGCGUGAUGUUCCCACAUUCACAAAAGCUACGUUGGGAGGAGGAAGAAGACGAAAUAAGGUGGACGGCCGAUGCAAUUCUAGAGGCGAUUCAUAGAGAAGAUGAAGUUCUAUACAAGGCGUGUGGAGAUGAUGGGCUGCCUGUUGGGUUGAUCGGCUGGACGACCAGCGCAGGAGCAUCCGCAGAGUUCAUCCAAGGUGGCCGUGCAGUUAAACCUGGAGUAAGGAAAAAGCGUGCUGGCACGGCACCUCCCUCGACUCUAGAUAUGAAUACAUUGCUUGCUAUAUCCAAAAGACUGAGGGAAGAGAGACGAAGAGUACUCCAGAGUUACUAUAAAAAUGAGAUGUACCGGAUUACCUUUAAGACUGUCAACCCAAAUCAUCAACGCGAAGGUGUUGGAUCUACACUCAUGGAGUCAUUCUGUCGUAAAGUCGAUGAAAGUGCUGCAGACGCCUUUGUUAUGUCGUCGCCGGCUGCUGUGAGACUAUACUCCAGAUUCAGGUUUAAAACAGUUGGCACUGUAGAAACAGAACAAGGAACUUUUACCAGCAUGUUCAGAGCGUCGGUUUUGCCCUGGAAAAGGCUGUAA
Molecule: messenger RNA, 681 nt
Organism: Nannizzia gypsea CBS 118893
Lineage: Eukaryota; Fungi; Ascomycota; Eurotiomycetes; Onygenales; Arthrodermataceae
Exons: 2
Coding region: 1-681 (226 amino acids)
Molecular function (GO): acyltransferase activity, transferring groups other than amino-acyl groups
Source: RefSeq, a predicted model, not a curated record